AUGUUAACUAAACUCAAAGAAAGAGAUUUAGAUUUAAAGAAAAUAUCACAAAUUAAAUUUUUAAAGACUCUUUCAAAACGCCGUUCCCAUAUUGAUUGUGCUUCAAUGCAAGAAGUUAGACGGAUCGCUUUUAACAGUUACUAUGAAAAAAUAUUAUCUAGACAAUGUGUAAAUUUAACUUCAUACUCGAAAGAACUAUACAAUGAAGAGGAUGAAGACAUCACUUUAUUAAAAGAGAAAUUGAUAACUAUGGAGCAAACGUAUUCACAGAUUCAAACUGAAGCAUCAGUCAAGAAGAAUUUAGGAAAAACAAGCAAAGAAAAACUUACAAAACACCGCAAAACUGAUAAAAAGCAAAAAUCACCACAAUCAAGUGAAGAUCUUUCUUUUGUAAAACCCCAAGAGACGAUUAAAUUGCCGAUAAUUACUGAUAAUAAAGAGUCGGAUUUACUUCUUAAUCAAAGAACAAAUGGGUUUUUUCCAAAAGUUAUUCUACUUGAAAGUGGACGUUCAAAGUAUGGCUGGGCGCCUAACUCUUUACUUCUUGGCAAAUAUUAUUCAGGAUUAACUCACUCAGGAGUAGAUGAUAAAAGAAAUGUUAAUGAAGUCAAUUGGGCUGACGUUGAAGCAAGAUUAGCUAGGUCGACUAUUAACGGAUUGGAAAGUACACUAACUUCGAACUCGAGUAUAGGUUGGAUAGUAGAAUCAGACAAAGAAUUAACAAUGUUCAGUAAAGAAAUGAGUGACGGAGAUAUAACCGAUGAGAAUAGAGAUAAAAAGUUGCUUGCAAGUAGAUUCCAGGAUAUAAGCAACUCAAUGAAUCCUUUAUUUAGUAUAUCAACGUUACAAAAUGAGAUAAGUACUGAAAUCGAACAAAGUCAAAUGUCUGUAACUGAAAAGUCAACACCAUCGUCAAAAAAACGUGAAGCACUAGCCAAAAGUGAUCUUAAGCAAUCUUAUUUGAAGGAAACAGAUUUACUGUCUAAUUUAAUUGAAAGACAAGCGCCUGGUCGUCCAAAAUAUGAACGAGAAAAUACUAUUUUCUUGACAGAAUUCAGAAAUACAGAUUCUCCAGGGAAAAUCGACAUAUUUGUACUGCCUGAGUUCUUGCAAUGCUUUAGAAAUUCUAGAUGGCUUUCUAUUAUGGGAUUACUAAAUGGUCAAGAACCUGAAGGAUGGUCUGAUUUUAAUGCAGGUUCUAACGUUGACUGCUUUAUUCAGUGGCUGUUUUGGACAAAUAUUAUACCAAAACUAUGCUCACAAGCAACUUCACCAUCUACAGAGGAUGAAGAUCCGUAUCUUUGUCAGACUAUUUCCCAAUUUUGUACAGAUUUUAAAACACUUUACACAGAUCAUCAGUUAUCUGACAAGUACAUUCCCGAAUUACAUCAUUGCCUGACAGGAUGCAUAAUAAAUGAAUUAGGAAAAACAGUAGAAUUCAAAAGAUGGAAAAUGUUGGAAGCAGUGAGCACACUUUUGAUUACACUUGGUUUCCACGAUACUGAUACAGUGGUUAUCUUACUAGUUUUGUAUGUGAAAGUUCUACUAAACACCGAGAAAAAUGAUCCACAGGUUCCCGAAGAAAUUAAAAAUGCUAAUUUAACACACUAUAUUCAUCGUUCAUUACAGUCACUUGGAUUUCAAAUUAAAUAUUGCAGUUACCUUGAAGAAGAGUUAAGUAAACUAGGAAAUAUCGAAAGAAAUCUGAAAAUCACUCCACCAAAAAAAGUAAUCCAUCUACAUGAUUGUAUUCAUUUGGUGGAGAACAUUGAAACAUUAAACUGUUGGAUUAAAUUUUACAGAUUAUUAUCUGUGUGGCUUGAGAAUUGGUUCAGACAAAGCAGUGAAAUAGCAUCAAAGAAUAAAUCUUCCAAACUUGGAAAUCAAUUAAAAAGUAUUCUACAUGCAACAAAUAAUUCAGCGACUAAAAUUAAAUCUAUAAAUAGAGAAGUGAAAUGGUCAAAAAAUACCAAUGAGUUUCGCGAAGAAUUUAUUACAAGUGAUGGUAUACAAGCUUUAAAUACAUUUGUUAAUUGGUGUCAUGAACAAAGAUUACUGAAAUUACGUGAACAAGCUAAAGUAGAACAAUUACAUAUUGAUAAAUUGAAACAACAGUUUAAUGAAACUGUCAUUCAAAUGAAAAAUGUUAACAAUAACGAUGAUGUUCAACAGCAUAAAGUGGUUAUGCUAUUACCACCAUUGAAUGAAUUAGAAAGAUGUGUUGUACGUUUAGGUGAAUCACAUGUAACUGAAAGACGUAAAUGUUGUAAAACAAAGAAUAUUCUUCAACCAUGGAUUAAUAAUGUACAACAAACAAAACAUGGAGAUAUUAUGAAAAGUCAAAGUUUACGCGAUCCAACUCAACCUUCAUAUGCCCAACCAUGGAUAUCAUAUAAAAAUGCAUUAACAGGACAUUUCCCACCAAAAAUACACAUAAAACCAACAGAAUGUAAUAUUUUACCAUUUGAUAAACAUCAACCUUUUAAAGAAACUUUAAAACAAAAGCUUUCAGAAAUUGAAAAACUACAAAUGAAUGUAACUAAUUCAAAGAAACGAAAUAUUUCAAAACAUAUUAUACCUUGCGUUAUCAAUGAAAUGGAUAGUAAAGAUUUAGACAAUUAUCACAAAUUCUUAUGUUCACUAAUUUAUGAUGAAGAGAAAAGAUCGAAUUCAGUAGUACAUUGGUUCAUACCAAUAAUGUCGUCAUGUAUACUACCUUUACCCAUGAAACAAAGGAAAUUACCUCAUAUCAAAUUACCACAUUUAUUUUUAAAUUUACCUUAUGAAAAAGUAGAACAUGAUGGUGAUGACUAUGGGGAAGAAGAACGUGAGAUGCUAGCUAAAAAUUCUUUUCGUAUUUCAGAUGAUUUAUCAACUGAAUUCAUGUUAACCCCAUAG
Schistosoma margrebowiei is the source of this 2898-nucleotide messenger RNA. Lineage: Eukaryota; Metazoa; Platyhelminthes; Trematoda; Strigeidida; Schistosomatidae. The record is from the annotation of a GenBank genome assembly.